Molecule: messenger RNA, 1512 nt
Organism: Triplophysa dalaica
Lineage: Eukaryota; Metazoa; Chordata; Actinopteri; Cypriniformes; Nemacheilidae
Product: collagen alpha-2(IV) chain-like
Source: RefSeq, a predicted model, not a curated record
UUUCCAGGUCUUUCGGGUCUCCCGGGUCUUCCAGGUCUCCCAUGUCCGGGCCGCCCUGGCUUUCCAGGUCUUUCGGGUCUCCCGGGUCUUCCAGGUCUCCCAGGUCCGGGCCGCCCUGGCUUUCCAGGUCUUUCGGGUCUCCCGGGUCUUCCAGGUCUCCCAGGUCCGGGCCGCCCUGGCUUUCCAGGUCUUUCGGGUCUCCCGGGUCUUCCAGGUCUCCCAGGUCCGGGCCGCCCUGGCUUUCCAGGUCUCCCGGGUCUUCCAGGUCUCCCAGGUCCGGGCCGCCCUGGCUUUCCAGGUCUCCCGGGUCUUCCAGGUCUCCCAGGUCCGGGCCGCCCUGGCUUUCCAGGUCUUUCGGGUCUCCCGGGUCUUCCUGGUCUCCCAGGUCCGGGCCGCCCUGGCUUUCCAGGUCUUUCGGGUCUCCCGGGUCUUCCUGGUCUCCCAGGUCCGGGCCGCCCUGGCUUUCCAGGUCUUUCGGGUCUCCCGGGUCUUCCUGGUCUCCCAGGUCCGGGCCGCCCUGGCUUUCCAGGUCUUUCGGGUCUCCCGGGUCUUCCUGGUCUCCCAGGUCCGGGCCGCCCUGGCUUUCCAGGUCUUUCGGGUCUCCCGGGUCUUCCUGGUCUCCCAGGUCCGGGCCGCCCUGGCUUUCCAGGUCUUUCGGGUCUCCCGGGUCUUCCUGGUCUCCCAGGUCCGGGCCGCCCUGGCUUUCCAGGUCUUUCGGGUCUCCCGGGUCUUCCUGGUCUCCCAGGUCCGGGCCGCCCUGGCUUUCCAGGUCUUUCGGGUCUCCCGGGUCUUCCUGGUCUCCCAGGUCCGGGCCGCCCUGGCUUUCCAGGUCUUUCGGGUCUCCCGGGUCUUCCUGGUCUCCCAGGUCCGGGCCGCCCUGGCUUUCCAGGUCUUUCGCGUCUCCCGGGUCUUCCUGGUCUCCCAGGUCCGGGCCGCCCUGGCUUUCCAGGUCUUUCGCGUCUCCCGGGUCUUCCUGGUCUCCCAGGUCCGGGCCGCCCUGGCUUUCCAGGUCUUUCGGGUCUCCCGGGUCUUCCUGGUCUCCCAGGUCCGGGCCGCCCUGGCUUUCCAGGUCUUUCGGGUCUCCCGGGUCUUCCUGGUCUCCCAGGUCCGGGCCGCCCUGGCUUUCCAGGUCGUCCGGGCCGCCCUGGCUUUCCAGGUCUUUCGGGUCUCCCGGGUCUUCCUGGUCUCCCAGGUCCGGGCCGCCCUGGCUUGCCUUGCACGUCCGGGUCAACCGGGCCUUCACGUCCGGGUCAACCGGGCCUUCCACGUCCGGGUCAACCGGGCCUUCCACGUCCGGGUCAACCGGGCCUUCCACGUCCGGGUCAACCGGGCCUUCCACGUCCGGGUCAACCGGGCCUUCCACGUCCGGGUCAACCGGGCCUUCCACGUCCGGGUCAACCGGGCCUUCCACGUCCGGGUCAACCGGGCCUUCCACGUCCGGGUCAACCGGGCCUUCCACGUCCGGGUCAACCGGGCCUUCCACGUCCGGGUCAACCGGGCCUUCCACGUCCG